AUGCCUUCCUAUCUACGAAGCACCCCUCGCGCCUACUCCUUCCCACCAUGGGUUGAGACUGGCAACGACGACACUAAUGAAAACGAUCUUCCGGACAUCGACGAAGACCCCUUCUCGCACUUCAUCUCACCACCCAUCACCGAGGCUGACGACCCGUACGAGCUGUCCCUGAGCGCAGGCAUCGACGUCCAGGAAGGACCGCGCACCACCAAGUCCUCCAAGUUCAAGUCCAACCUCGCCAACAAGUGGACCCGCUAUGUCAAGCACAACCACAGCCAGCUUCACACUCAGUACCACGCACCUAUCAUUUACGAAGAGGACGAGGAGGAGUCUUUCAUGGGGCUGGAUGACGACCGAUUGAACGACACGCCACAAGUUGUGUCUCAGCUCAGCCCUCCACGGAUCAGAAUCACUGAACCAUCACGAGGCCGUGCACAGGAUCUCGCAACCCGCAAACAGCAAAACCGUCGCCGGUACUCGCGCACACUAUCGGGUCAUCGCCACUCGUGGAGAGAACCCAGCCCGGACCUGUUCACUGUAGACGAAUCUGAAGAGGAGGAUGUUCCUGCGCUACGUCGCGCAAAGACUAGGAAGCCCAAGGACGGCGCGGAACGCCGGAGGUCAUCGACCCGAUCAAAAUCAAGAGCACGAGUCGACUCGGUAACGGGGGAGUCGAUCUUGUAG
Alternaria incomplexa is the source of this 684-nucleotide messenger RNA. RefSeq lists its product as uncharacterized. The transcript has a single exon. Bases 1 to 684 code for a protein of 227 amino acids. Lineage: Eukaryota; Fungi; Ascomycota; Dothideomycetes; Pleosporales; Pleosporaceae. The record is from RefSeq and is a predicted model, not a curated record.